Molecule: messenger RNA, 3117 nt
Organism: Silurus meridionalis
Lineage: Eukaryota; Metazoa; Chordata; Actinopteri; Siluriformes; Siluridae
Gene: steap4
Product: STEAP family member 4
Exons: 5
Coding region: 368-1777 (469 amino acids)
Biological process (GO): copper ion import
Cellular component (GO): plasma membrane; endosome
Molecular function (GO): ferric-chelate reductase (NADPH) activity; cupric reductase (NADH) activity
Source: RefSeq, a predicted model, not a curated record
AUAAAAAUACCCACAGACACAGAGACACAAACAUGUACACCUUCUCACACAUAACAUUCUCACUCAAAUUCUUAAGGCUGCAAAAAGUCUGCUUUGAGCAGUAAUUUAGCUUUGGAGCAUUGAUUCAGGACACGAAUGUUUUAAGGCAAUCAGUGCAUAAAGAAGAGUGCUGGAACUACAUCCUGAAGAGAUUAUUUGAUCUCUUGAAUGACUUCAAGGUUCUGCGUCAAGAAGACAACAUCUUGAGUUGAUAAUUACCAGUGUUCGGAGUUCUGUAAGGUGCAAAUUGAAAGAGUUGCAGGAAAGCUUUAAAGGAAGCUCUUCAUCGUUUAACAUUGAGAAGUUGAAGAGUUGUUUCGCAGCAGCAAUGAAGCCAGACAGCUUGCCUAUGACAGCACUAAACAGCAAACAAGGUACAGUGUGUAUCUUCGGCACAGGGGACUUUGGAAGGUCUUUGGGGCUACGCUUGUUACAAGCAGGAUACGAAGUUGUCUAUGGAUCACGGAACCCCAAAAAUUCAGACCUGCUGCCUAAGGGGGCAAAGGUAAUGCCACACGAGGAGGCAUCUCAAAAAGCAAGUGUGAUAAUUGUCGCUGUACAUCGAGAGAACUACGAAUUCCUGGCCAGUCUGACCCAAGCUCUUGAAGGGAAGAUCCUGGUGGACAUCAGUAAUAAUCUGAAGAAGCAUCAGUACACAGAAUCUAAUGCUGAGUAUUUGAGCAUGCUGGUACCUCGAGCAGUUGUAGUCAAAGCUUUCAACACUAUCUCAGCCUGGGCUCUGCAAUCAGGGAGGCUGGAUGCCAACAGACAGGUAUUGAUUUGUGGAAACCAUGCAGAGGCCAAGCAGGCAUUAGUGGACAUGUCCCACAGUUUGGGUCUUACCCCUGUCGACCGAGGAUCUUUGAGAGUGGCAUCUGAGUUGGAGGAUCUCCCGCAUCAACUCUUUCCACUUUGGAGGCUUCCUUUAUGGAUCAGUGCAGGACUCCUAGGUGCCUUCUUCCUUUACGUUCUCAUUCGGGAUGUUGUCUAUGCAGGAGUUGUCGACAACAAGGACACUUCCUUCCGCAUCAUGAUCUCGCUGGCUAACAAGGUGUUUCCUAUGGUCGCACUGGUGAUGCUGGCAUUGUGCUAUCUACCUGGUAUCAUUGCUGCUUUUCUGCAGCUCUACAAUGGCACUAAAUACCGACGUUUUCCUGACUGGCUGGAUCGAUGGAUGUUGUGCAGGAAACAACUGGGAUUGCUGGCACUGGCUUUUGCUUUUCUGCACGUGCUGUAUACACUGGUGAUCCCUAUCAGAUACUUCGUUUUCUAUAAAAGGGCCAACACUUAUAUUUCACUGAUCAAAGAAAACAAAACGUACGAAUUUAACGCAAUGUGGGCAUGGCGCUCCGACUCCUACCUGUCCAUGGGAAUAAUAGGAUUUGUGCUGUUUGUUUUACUCGGAAUCACAUCGCUCCCAUCGGUCAGCAACUCACUCAACUGGAGAGAAUUCAACUUUAUACAGUCGAAACUGGGCUAUUUGACAUUGUUGCUGUGCACUGCUCAUGCCGUCCUGUAUGGAUGGGACAAGUUCCUGCACGCGUCGGGCUUCAAAUGGUGGAUGCCUUCAAGCUACAUGGUUUCUCUGGUGGUUCCCUGCAUUGUUUUGGUUUUAAAAACAGUUUUGAUCAUGCCGUGCUUGGACCGUACGAUCACUCGCAUACGCCAGGGAUGGGAGAGACAAGGCAAACGUGGAAAGGACAAAAAUGCAAAGAGCAGCCAGCCACUCAUUCUAUAAGCAACGUGGCUUUAUACUUCAUGACAUGAGUUGCCCCAAUGCCCAUGUUUGGCAUGACUUUUAUUUUGUUGCUGAUGUGCUUGUGCAGUGCAGUCAGCCUGCCUGCUUUGAAAAUAUUGAAAAAUAUGAGGUUUUAAACUCUUGUAGGCUCUUGUGUAACUAUACAUAAUACACCAUUUAUUCAUUUAUAUCAAUAACUUGAAAAACAGUAGAGGCUAAGGCACACUGUUUUUAAGGUGCUGGUUUGCUUGCACAGUAUAACAGCUCCUCACUGUAGGUUUGAGGUAACAGUAUACUAUUAAUAAAACCUGGCAGGGUGUGCAAUUAUAAUACUGUACUUUUUAUUCAUUUACGGUUAUGUUAACUGAAAUUUUGUUUGCAGAACAAGUUAGUUUCUGCUAUUAUUUACAUUAUAGGUUCUCAGUCACUAAAUUUCUUUUUCCUUCAAGUUACUGAAGACAUAGUGAAAAAACUUAGGUUGUAGCUUUAACUCUGUCUGUGACUGAGCACUGACACUGGUUACUCAUUCAAAUAGUUCCUGAACUAUUUUUCCACAAACAUCUCCCUGCUGGCCCAGCCACUUUCUGUUUUGUUUGUUUGAAGUUUGCUUUCUGACUUCAGAGAGACUUUCUCCUUUCACAUUCCUGCAAAUGUACUAUAUGCACAAAAGUUUGUAGACACCUGACCAUACAUACUGUAUAUUCUUUUUUUUGAACAUUUCAUUACACAAUUAUUGACAAUUUAUUGUUAUACCAACCUCCACUCUUCUGGGAAGGUGCUCCACUAGAUUUAGGAGUGUGAUUGUGGGGAUUUUUGCUCUUUCAGACACAAGGGUGCUAAUACAGUCAGGUGCUGAUGCAGGGUAAGGAGGCCUGGGAUAUUCCAUUUCAUUUAAAACAUUUUCAGUAUGGUUGAAUAAAAAGCUCUACAGCAGGCCACUCAAGAUCUUCCACUUCAACCCAUGUAAAACAAAGCACCUGGGGAAUUAUCAUGCUGAAACAUGUUUGCAUCUUCUAGUUCAAGUGAAGUGAAAAUUUUAUGCUACCACAUACAAAGACCCCCUAUACAAUUGUGUGCCUUAAAAUGUUUGUUAAGGGAAGACCCACGUAUGUCUGGAUAAGUCAGUUGUCCCCUGACAGCAACCUGACAUUACUUCAGAAGGAUCUUUGUGUAGUUGAGUUCCUAAUUAUGUUCAAGACUGGAAAGCCUUUCAGAUUGUACUGAUUAACUCUUUUAGGUUUUUUAUUUGAAAUAUUCAACUUUUUUUGUGCAGCAGUUUUUUGAAAACAUAUCAAGAUUCAUGACAUUUGUAUAAAUAAAUUACAUUUAUUCAAAUUUCA